This is a messenger RNA of Papilio machaon (common yellow swallowtail), 2138 nucleotides long. Its product is annotated as transmembrane and ubiquitin-like domain-containing protein 1. The record is from RefSeq and is a predicted model, not a curated record. Gene Ontology annotation, molecular function: protein binding. The transcript has 9 exons. Lineage: Eukaryota; Metazoa; Arthropoda; Insecta; Lepidoptera; Papilionidae. Bases 92 to 1420 code for a protein of 442 amino acids.
GCUUAUAUACUCUAUGGUUUCAGGGCUACUGAUAGCUGAUAGCUAGCUGUCAAAUUCAUAAAAAAUAAAAAGGAUUGGUGCUUUAUACACGAUGACUCUGAUCGAGGGUGUGGGGGAUGAGGUGGUGCAGUUUGUGAUAUCGGUGCUGCUAAUUAUAGUGGGUAUCCUAGCAUGGUGGUCCACCAAUGCUCGGCCGAACCGUUACCGGCCCGUUAUGAUGAUGAGAACUCGUACCGACCAACCAAUUAUAGGUGCCAUCAACUUAAGAUCAAGAACAAAUUACUCACGAGCUAGCAGAACUACAAGGACUGUUUCAUCAAGUGCUCGGAGCUCGUUGGUUGAGUCCCGCAGGGGCUUCUCCAGAGUUAUACCUCUGUUGGAAAUGGAUAGCAUCAUAGAUGCGGACAUGGCAGUGCUCGAUAAUAACCGCUUGCAUUUCUAUAGGAGUAUUGAAACGACUUCUAACAAUACACAAAGGCCUAUAGAGACUACGGAACAAGAAACGGAGACUCAGGAAGAGUCUGAGCCGGCUAGCAAUGCUCAGAUAGCAGAAAUGGAUAGCAUUAUUAGUGCAAUGGAGGCAGAAGGAACCACAGAUAUUGACUUUUGUAAUCAAUGUGGUGGUAGUAAUAGUACAAAUACUGCUGAGAAAAAUGAAGCAGAUAAUUCAUCAAGUAGUUCAAAUACGAAUGUAUCAUUGCCGCAGGAUGAAAAUGUAACUGCAGUGAAUGAUGCUGCAGAAAAUGUAACUGCAACAGAUACAAGUGAAAUAGUUACUGCAGAAAAUGAAACUAGUGAAAAUGCAACUGCAGUGAAUGAAGGCAGCGAAAAUGCUACUGCAGAUAAUAUAAUUGCUGAAAGGGAUAGAAGAAAAAUACUUAUUAAAUUAAAGUUUUUGAAUGAUACGUUAAAAGAGGUCGAAGGAAACCUCGAUGAACUUUUGAAGGAUUUUAAAUGGCGUCACUUCUCGGCGGAGCUCUCCGCAGAGUGUCGAGUGCGGUUGAUCUUUAACGGGCGCGUGUUGCUGGAGGAGACAGCCACGCUGGAAGCAUGCGGACUGCACCACAGAGCCGUCGUACACUGUCUCGUUCACCCCAAGAGGAAUACGCAGCAACGUGCAGCGGGGGAGGAGGGCAGCGGUGCUGUGCCGGAGCUGGGGGCGCGGCCGGCGCAGGCGCAGGCGCAUGCGCAGGCGGAGCGCGCCUGGGACAUGGAGAACAUACUCAUGACCAUCGUCUCCAUCGCUCUCACUGUCGUAUGGUUCUUCAGAUGUGAGUAUUCGAACAUGUUCACUGCGAGCGCGAGCGUGGCUCUGUUCGGUCUGACCGUGUUCUACAGCGUGGCGAUAUUCGGUCUCUAUCUCUCUGACACCUUCCACGUGGACCGGCGCAACUCGGACGCCCCCCUACCUCCCAACUAAACACACUACAACAGACCAUUUGUACCCCAUUCUAGCUAAAACUGUGUUUCUCUCUGUACAGUCCAGUUUUUCCACUCAUUUCGGUGAAUUGACGGUCACAAUACAAUUAUAGACCGACAAGGCUAUCUGAACCGGUGGGCAUAGGUCAAAUUAAGUCAGCUCAGUAGCGCCCCUCUGUCAACGUCAAAAAAUGUUAUAAGAUCCUCUUUGCACUAUAGCUGUCAUGUAAUUGUUUCAAAAGAAUCAACCGCGAUAAAAGCGCCUCUCACCGGUCCAUAUACCCUUGUUUCACUAUAGGUCGAAAACUUGUCACAGCCACUUACAUAUAGGCUAAAGUUCUUUGGUGACAGUUUUCUGUACAAUUUUCGGUCAAACGUGGGAAGCGAAUUUAAUUCUUUGACUAUACAGAUUAAGCGCUUAAUAUUGUAUCAGCUUGUAACAGUGACCUAAAUAACUGGGAGGAUGUGUCUCGGUAAUUUUGUAUUUCAAACAUUCAUCGACGAUAAAAAAAAUCCGUCUAAGUUAUUCUUAGACGAAUUUUUACUAAAUAAACACUCGAAAAAUGCUUAAAUUUUGAUGUAAAUGAAGCGAGAUUUAACUCGUACUAGUGUUUAUAAAAGACAUGCACUUACAAUAAUCUGUAAUUACCAAAUACACUUUGUCAUUUAUAAACGCUUGAACGUAAAACGGAACAUGGUUUAUGUCAAAAUUAUUUCGG